AUGAAAAAGUUAGGCGUCCACAACCCAGCUGUGGGUUCCAGGGGCAAGGAGGCUGCCAUCGCGGAUUCUCUCUUUCCUGCGGCCCCCGUGACGAAUUGGGACUUGGCUCCGUCUCCAGCGGUGCUCAAUAUUUUCCAGGCGUUUGACCAGGUCCGGAACUCCCUGGAGUUCACCCGUACCAUCCCGGAGUUUACGCCAGCAGAACUCAGCAGAGCGCCAGAGCUAUCAAGAGACUUACACCGGGUAAGUCGGCCGGACCUUCAGGAAUCCCCAACGAGGUCCUCAGGGCUCUCGCGUCUACCCAGCAUCGUGAUGUUCUCAGGAUACUGA
Molecule: messenger RNA, 330 nt
Organism: Macrosiphum euphorbiae (potato aphid)
Lineage: Eukaryota; Metazoa; Arthropoda; Insecta; Hemiptera; Aphididae
Source: the annotation of a GenBank genome assembly